Doryrhamphus excisus (bluestripe pipefish) is the source of this 931-nucleotide messenger RNA. RefSeq names its product ALG14 UDP-N-acetylglucosaminyltransferase subunit (gene alg14). Gene Ontology annotation, molecular function: N-acetylglucosaminyldiphosphodolichol N-acetylglucosaminyltransferase activity. Gene Ontology annotation, cellular component: UDP-N-acetylglucosamine transferase complex. NCBI's taxonomy places the organism in Eukaryota, Metazoa, Chordata, Actinopteri, Syngnathiformes, Syngnathidae. The record is from RefSeq and is a predicted model, not a curated record. Gene Ontology annotation, biological process: dolichol-linked oligosaccharide biosynthetic process.
AAACGUCAAGAAUUUGCACAAAGAAGAAGAUCGUAGCAGUCAUGGCGAUAGUCGUAGCAGCCUUCUUUAUCAUAAUAAUUCUAUUCAUUGUUAGUAUUAUCCGCUUAUAUUUAACUAUCGGGAAUGUAUCAAACUAUAAACCCGAAAGCAAAGGUCGCAUUCCUGUGCUUGUCGUUGCGGGAUCAGGUGGUCACACUACAGAGAUGCUGAGGCUGAUGGAGAGUCUUUCUGCUGCCUUCUCACCUCGUCUUUAUGUUCUUGCUGAUACUGACAGGAUGAGCGAGGACAAAGUCCGUGCUUUCGAACAAUCCAAAGAGUCCUUCAACUCUGACCCGCAGUACGCCAUUCAUCGGAUCCCACGGAGCCGAGAGGUGCAUCAGUCAUGGAGUUCUUCGGUCGUAAGCACCCUGAAUGCGCUGCGUUAUUCUGUGCCGCUGGUCUUUCGCCUCCGACCCGACAUGGUGCUGUGCAACGGCCCGGGGACGUGUGUUCCUCUGUGCAUGGCAGGACUCCUGCUUGGAGUGGUGGGAAUGAAAAAAGUCUUGAUUGUUUACGUUGAAAGCGUUUGUCGAGUGGAGACCAUGUCGCUCACAGGGAGAAUCCUCUACCACAUGGCAGACUACUUCUUUGUGCAGUGGGCCAGUCUGAAGGACCGCUACCCCAAAUCCAUUUUCCUCGGAAGAAUAGUGUGAUACUACUUGUUCCUCAGUAUUGAGUAAAUAUGAUUGUUACCUCUGUGUACUGCAUAUGAUACAUUGUGUUGAGCCCAGCAGUAACCAAACUCCUAGCAGGGCAUGUUUUCACUCAGCCAAUCAGUGUCCACAUGCAUACGCACAUCACAGAGUGAGCGGGUGAGUGUGCUAAAACAGUAAUUUGAAGCUAUAAUUCCAUGUACUGCAAACACUUGGAAUAAAAAAGGGGAAAUACUGUC